GUCAACUUUUUUCUAUACUUCUCUCCAGGAGUCAACCCCUUCUCAAUGGCAUCAAUUCUUCCUGGGCUGCGACGAGCAGCUCCGCGCCUAUCUCGCGACUUUUUCAUAUGUCACCAAUGCCGCAAACAAUCCAUUCCUUUAGGUCGUCUGAAGCUUCCCAUCAAGGCGAAUAUAAAUCGAACCAUCCGAUUCAAUAGCAGCGCUGCAGCUUUUCCUGAAGCAAAUACGAUCAAAAACUCGCCAUUAACUUCGCUGAGUAAGACAAUAUCGAAUGGCGAGAAGGAAAAGGCAAUACCGAAGAAGGGAUUCUUCCCAGAGACAUCUUCGAACGGAGUCGCAUACUGGCUCUUGGGCUCAGCAGCCAGUGUAUUUGGAAUCGUCGUCUUCGGAGGUCUAACAAGAUUAACAGAACUCAGCAUAACAGAAUGGCGGCCAGUAACUGGUUCCCUUCCGCCCCUCUCUGCAGCAGACUGGGACUCCGAGUUCUCCAAAUACCGCGCCUCGCCUGAGUUCAAGCUCCUCAACCCACACAUGACGCUCGAGGAGUUCAAGAAGAUCUACUACAUGGAAUGGGGCCACCGACUCUGGGGCCGCUUCGUCGGCCUCUCCUUUGUGAUCCCCGCCGUCUACUUCGUCGCCAGACGAAAAGUCGCUGCCAAUAUGUCGUUACGCUUGCUAGGAAUCAGCGGCCUGAUAGCUUUCCAAGGAGCAUUGGGAUGGUAUAUGGUAAAGAGCGGACUAAAAGAUGAUUUAUUCGCGCCAGGAAGCCAUCCUAGAGUUAGCCAGUACCGAUUAACUGCCCAUCUAGGCGCAGCUUUCGUGUGCUAUACCGCCAUGCUGUGGAAUGGCCUUGCGAUCCUCCGCCAAAACACCGCUCUCUCACAUCCCGUUCGCGCACUGGCACAACUAACCCACCUUUCCGGCCCAACAUUAUCAUUCUUCCGGAAAUCCGUAGCCGGACUCGCGAUCCUAGUCUUCAUCACAGCCAUGUCUGGCGGCUUAGUAGCAGGCCUCGACGCCGGAUUGAUAUACAACGAAUUCCCGCGCAUGGGAACCGGUUUCCACCCCCCAGCAUCCGAGCUCUUCGACCCCUUCUACUCCCGCAAAGAAGACAAAAGUGAUCUGUGGUGGCGAAACAUGCUCGAGAACCCAUCUACCGUGCAACUGGACCAUCGAGCCCUUGCCACCACGACAUUCACCGCUAUUUUAACUCUAUGGGCAUACACGCGUUUCAACAAGCGCGUCAAGGGCGCUAUGCCGAAUUCUGCACGGAAGGGCAUGCUGGGCGUUGUGCAUUUACUGAUGUUCCAAGUCGCGCUGGGGAUUAGCACGUUGAUUUAUCUUGUUCCUACGCCGUUGGCGGCUGCGCAUCAGGCGGGCAGUUUGGCGUUGUUGACGGGGGUGUUGGUGCUGGGGAGUAGGGUGUGGAUUCCGAAGAGGACGAUGAGGUUGGUGCAGCAGAGGGUUAAGCAGGCUGCUGUUGUGCCGGUUGGACAGGCGAGGGUGGGGUUGAGUAAGGAGGCUUUUAAGGCUGAUUUGAGUGCGUUGAAGAGGCAUGGGCCGCCGGCUGCUAAGUCAUGAGAGUGAAAUUGUUGUACAAUAUGAGAGGGAUGGUAGAAGUGGGCAUUUUCUAGCGGCAUAGAUGGCGUCGAUCACGUUAGAUCAAGCAUGAUAAUGAAACUCAGCUCUGUACAUAUC
Molecule: messenger RNA, 1698 nt
Organism: Mollisia scopiformis
Lineage: Eukaryota; Fungi; Ascomycota; Leotiomycetes; Helotiales; Mollisiaceae
Product: cytochrome c oxidase assembly protein COX15
Exons: 2
Coding region: 46-1581 (511 amino acids)
Biological process (GO): heme A biosynthetic process
Cellular component (GO): mitochondrial inner membrane
Molecular function (GO): oxidoreductase activity, acting on NAD(P)H, heme protein as acceptor
Source: RefSeq, a predicted model, not a curated record